AUGCUGCGAGAAGUCAAACCUCGAAACGCUCGCACUGCCCGCAUUGUGAAGGCGCGAGAGCCUCAACACGUAGAGUCACGAAAACGAGUCCUCCUGCUGCAUGGAACAAAAUGCCCUCAACCGGUCAAUUCUGUGUUGAAAACUGUCCACACUCUGACCAAACCCGACUCGGUCCUGCUGAACAAGAAGAACGACAACAUCCAUCCUUUCGAAAAUGCAGAAUCGUUAGAAUUUCUGGCGGGGAAAAAUGAAUGCGGUGUGGUCGUGUUUGGGACUCAUUCAAAGAAGAGACCGAACAAUGUCACAAUUUUGCGCAUAUAUGAUGGAAAGCUGCUUGAUAUGGUGGAGCUGCUUCUCCUUGUACCCACAGAUCCACCACCGAAGAACCAGCAAAUACAAAUUGGGGUGGGAAUGAAGCCUCUCAUCUUGUUUUCGGGGUCUCAAUGGAACGACACGUCGUCCUCUGCACAGGCUACACUGUACCAGACUCUCAAGUCAAUAAUGUUGGAUCUUUUCCAGGGUGAAGAAAUAUCCUCGAUUGACGUGGCCGGGUUACAAUACAUCCUCAUGAUCGCUGCCGGAGAGAGUUCGAGUCCUUCUGGAGAUAUCAACGACCCUUCCAACAAACCCGUCCUACAUCUCAGGUGGUACCGAAUCCGAACAUUGAGGUCGAAUAAUGCGAAAAUACCCCGGGUGGAGCUCGAUCCCAUCGGCCCCAACUUCGAUUUCCGAGUCGGCCGCUACCGAGAUGCAGACCCAGCAGUGAUGAGAGAGGCUUUGAAACAUAAUCGCAGACCAAACGAAGCACGGACCAAGAAGAACAUCGAGACGGAUUUGGUUGGUGAUAAGAUUGGUCGUGUCCAUCUCGGAAAGCAAGAUCUCUCAAGUCUACAAACGCGGAAAAUGAAGGGACUGAAGAGGGGACGGGACGAGCUUGAGGAUGAGGGGAAAGAGAUUGGUGGUAUUGACGAAGAUGUUGUUAGUGAAGACGAAGACAUGGUUGACGGUGGAAUGGACGUGGACGAUGAUAUGUCCGAGGGUAGAAGCAGUGGAGGUGGAAGCGGCGAUGAGAUCAGUAUUGGUGACGAGGAGGAGGAUGAGGAGAUGGGCGAGGACAGUGAGGAAAAUGAAAACCCAAAACGACGACGAAUCUCUUGA
This is a messenger RNA of Rhinocladiella mackenziei CBS 650.93, 1158 nucleotides long. RefSeq lists its product as uncharacterized. Bases 1 to 1158 code for a protein of 385 amino acids. Gene Ontology annotation, biological process: maturation of LSU-rRNA from tricistronic rRNA transcript (SSU-rRNA, 5.8S rRNA, LSU-rRNA); ribosomal large subunit assembly. Lineage: Eukaryota; Fungi; Ascomycota; Eurotiomycetes; Chaetothyriales; Herpotrichiellaceae. Gene Ontology annotation, molecular function: rRNA binding. The transcript is spliced from 2 exons. Gene Ontology annotation, cellular component: nucleolus. The record is from RefSeq and is a predicted model, not a curated record.